AUGGCCAACGCGUCGCAGUGUCUGGAGGAGGGCUCGGGGCGCUGGCCGCCGCCGGCCGGGCCGUACAGCGAGGCGCAGCGCCUGGCGCUGGAGGAGCUGGUGGCGGGCGGCCCCGAGGCGCUGCGCGCUUUCCUGCGGCGGGAGCAGCUGCCGCCCUUCCUGUCGGAGCCCGAGGUGCAGGACAUCGCUCGGGCCGCGCUGCCGCCCGCCGCGGGCCCGGAGCCGGCGGCCGAGCCCUCGGCCGGCUCGUCGCUCGACGCCUCGUCGCUCACCUACUUCCCCGAGCGCUCGGACCUGGAGCCGCCGGCGCUGGAGCUGGGCUGGCCGGGCUUCGCCAGCGGCGCCUUCCGCGGGCUGACGCGGGUGGAGGCGCAUUUCCAGCCCGGCUGCGGGGACAGCAUCUACGGCUGCAAGGAGGCGGUGCGGCGGCAGAUCCGCUCCGCCCGACAGAUGAUUGCCCUGGUUAUGGAUUCCUUCACAGAUACCGAUAUCUUCACAGACCUCUUGGAAGCCUGUAGGCAACGGCAAGUUAAAGUGUAUAUCCUUCUAGAUCAGUCUUCCUUUUCCCACUUUCUAAAAAUGUGCAAGGAUCUGGGAGUUGACCUUGAGCAGGAAAAGCUCAUGAGGGUUCGGAUUAUCAUGGGGAGCACAUACUGCACCAGGUCAGGUGCCAAAAUCAUUGGAAAAGUCCGUGAAAAGUUCAUGUUAAUUGAUGGCAUUAGAGUGACAACAGGCUCCUACAGUUUUACAUGGACAGAUGGGAAGCUGAACAGCAGUAACAUUUUGAUCCUGUCAGGCCCCGCAGUUGCGCACUUUGACCUGGAAUUUCGGAUUCUUCAUUCACGGUCAAAGCCUAUCAACCUCAAAGAGUUUUCCAGCUGCAAGAAGAACAGGGUGUGGGACCAGCUGUUCAGGAUAACAGUGGCUUCCAGAGACGUGACCAGGGAACACUUCCUGAGAAUGGAAUUUUUGUAUCUGAGAGCAUUUGUAGGAGACCUGAAGAGGAAGAGGAGCUGGCUGCAUGCCUCCAGGGAAGCCGUGUACUCCCCAAAUAACAAGAUGCACACCUCUCCCCCGCUGACUAAGAGGAAUGGCUCCCUGGUUAUGAGGCCACACUGGAUCAUAGAGAGAUGA
Molecule: messenger RNA, 1134 nt
Organism: Cinclus cinclus
Lineage: Eukaryota; Metazoa; Chordata; Aves; Passeriformes; Cinclidae
Product: protein FAM83D-B-like
Exons: 4
Coding region: 1-1134 (377 amino acids)
Biological process (GO): protein localization to mitotic spindle; positive regulation of cell cycle G1/S phase transition; regulation of TOR signaling
Cellular component (GO): cytosol; mitotic spindle pole
Source: RefSeq, a predicted model, not a curated record